UUCUAGUACUAUUGAUGAUGUCAAGAAAAAAAUUCAAGAUAAAGAAGGAAUUCCCCCAGACCAGCAACGUCUGAUUUUUGCCGGUAAACAGGAUGGUCGUACUUUAUCUGAUUAUAAUAUACAGAAAGAAUCUACUCUUCAUUUGGUUCUACGUCUUCGUGGUGGUAUUAUCGAACCAUCACUUAAAGCUCUUGCAUCGAAAUACAAUUGUGAGAAAAUGAUUUGCCGUAAAUGCUACGCUCGUCUACCUCCCCGUGCCACUAAUUGUCGUAAGAAAAAGUGUGGUCACUCUAAUCAAUUACGUCCAAAGAAGAAACUUAAGUAA
This is a messenger RNA of Racocetra fulgida, 325 nucleotides long. The record is from the annotation of a GenBank genome assembly. Lineage: Eukaryota; Fungi; Glomeromycota; Glomeromycetes; Diversisporales; Gigasporaceae.